Ornithorhynchus anatinus (platypus) is the source of this 4019-nucleotide messenger RNA. It is a transcript of the gene CIP2A, whose product is annotated as cellular inhibitor of PP2A. The transcript is spliced from 21 exons. Gene Ontology annotation, molecular function: protein binding. The record is from RefSeq and is a predicted model, not a curated record. NCBI's taxonomy places the organism in Eukaryota, Metazoa, Chordata, Mammalia, Monotremata, Ornithorhynchidae. Bases 33 to 2762 code for a protein of 909 amino acids.
GGGCGGCGGCGGCGGCGGCCUCCCGCUCCGCCAUGGACGCCGCCGUCUGGAUGAAGUCCCUGCUCCUCGCCGCCGGGCAUUACAAGGCCGCCAACACCGAGGCCAACGCGGCCCAGCUGCAGCGCCACCUGGAGGUUCUGUCGGGACAGAAACUCACCCGGCUGUUCGCUUCCAACGAGCUACUGCCCAGCGAAUGCCUGACGUGUCUCGUGGAACUCCUCGACGACCCAAAUCUAAGCCCUUCCCUCACGCUGAGCGUCCUCGGUUUGCUCUCUCAGCUCGCUACCGACAGUGAGAUCAGAAGCUCUCUCCAGAACACCUUCCAUCUGAAUAGCGUUUUGGCCGGAGUGGUUUAUCGGAGCAGCACAGCCCACAGUGACUCCGUAUUGUUACAGAGUGUCCAGUUCCUGCAGAGAUUAACCUACAAUGUGAACGUUUUCCAUGCCGGGUCCAACAUGAAUGAACUGAUUACGUACCUGAUAUGUCACAUCCAAGCUCCGGAAGACGAGCUGACGGUGCCUUGCCUGGGACUGCUGGCAAAUCUCUGUCGUCACAACCUCUCCGUUCAGGCCCACGUCAAAUCUCUGAGCUCCAUAAAGGCUCUGUAUCGCUCGCUGAUAAGUUUCUUGGCCCACAGCAGUUUAACCAUCGUGGUGUUCGCCCUCUCGGUUUUAGCCAGCCUUACGUUGAAUGAGGAGGUGGGAGAAAAGCUCUUCCAUGCCCGAAAUAUUCAUCAGACCUUUCAGUUGAUCUUUAAUAUUCUCGUUAACGGUGAUGGAACGUUAACCCGAAAGUAUUCUGUGGACUUGCUGAUGGAUCUCCUCAAGAACCCCAAAAUUGCCGAUUAUCUCACCAGAUACGAGCACUUCACUUCGUGCCUCAACCAGGUCCUGGGGCUCCUUCAAGGCAAAGACCCCGACUCCUCCUGCAAGGUUUUAGAAUUACUUCUUGCCUUUUGUUCAGUGAGCGACCUCCGCCACACUCUCAGCCAAGCGAUCCUGGAAGCCUCCGCCUCGGGGAACUCCCGGCUGGGCGGCCGGCCCAAGUCCCCCGACCCGCUGGUCGCUCUGCUGCGCUGGUCCGGCCAGCCCCUGGAAGCCCCCGAAAACUGCUCCGUUCUAGCCCUGGAACUCUUCAAGGAAAUAUUUGAGGACGCCCUGGAUACUUCCUCGCGCUGCUCCUCGGCCGACCGGUGGGCGACCCUGCUGCUGCCGGCCCUCCUCGACCAGCUCCAGGGCCCCGAGCCCAGCCUGGAGGAGCCCUUGGCCAAGAGGAAAUGCCAGAGGAUGGUCAAGGCCAUGGACGUCCUGCUCACCCUCUGCGGCGACGAUGAGCUGAAAACGCACACGGCUAAGGUGAUGUCGCCCCAGCGAUGCACCUCUCUGAUCGAGCAGCAGUUCACCUGGCGAGGGAUUGAAUUUGCCUUUGGAACCAAAAUCACCGACUCGGAACUGUGCCAACUGGCCGCUGCCGUCAUUUUGAAAACCCUCGAUCUGAUGAGUAGACUGAAGCAGUUGGUACCGGGAAUGGAAGUCAGCUUCUACAAAAUCCUUCAGGAUCAGCGCUUAGUCAUCCCGCUGACUUUCUCCAUCACGUCAGACUGCAGGGAGCAGGUGCAGUCCGGGCUUCGGAUCCUGUUCGAGGCGGCCCCGCUCCCGGACUUCCCCGCCGUCGUACUCGGGGAAAGCAUCGCCGCCAACAAUGCCUACCGGCGCCAGGAAUCGGAGCUCUCGUCCCAGAGGAUGCAGACGCGGGCCUCGCUGACCUCCUUCGCCACCGCCGCCAAGAACCUCACACCCCGGGCCUCCAGCGACGGCCCGUCUGACGUCAGCAUCCAGGACCUGAUCCAGAGGCUCCGUUCGGGAAUGGAGAUGACGGACCGGGUACCCGAUGUGAGACUGUCUGACGUAAUGGCCGUCUACGAGCAGAAGCUGUCGACGUUAGCGUCCAAAGAGAACAGGUUGCAGGACCUUUUGGAGGCCAAAGCCCUAGCCCUCGCCCAGGCGGACCGGCUGAUCGGUCAGUACCGGCGUCAGAGAGCCCAGGCGGAGUCAGAGACCAGGACCCUGGCCGCCAUGUUGAAGGAAGCCGAGAGGAGGAACGAGGAGCUCAGCGCGUCGUUGCAGUGUCAGCAGGUUGAGGCGGAGCGCGCCCAGAGUGACAUCGAGCACCUCUUUCAACAUAACAGGAAGCUGCAGGCCGUGGCCGAAGAGCACGAGCUACUGAAAAGAUCUUACGCGGAGCUCACGCAGAAGAGCGAGACCUUGGAACGGCAGGGUCAGGAUCUACAGACCGUGUGUAAUUCGCUGAGCAAACAGAUCGAGACCGUGAAGAAGCUGAAUGAAUCGCUCAAACAGCAGAACGACAAAACUCUCGCCCAGUUACUGGAGACGGAAGAGCAGAAGAAAGAAGUCGAGAAACUGCUCCAGGACCGAGAGUGUAAAAUAGCAGGCUUACAGCAGAAGGUGAAGACCCAGGAGGACAACCUGAAAGUGCGACAGAAAGAAAAGGAAGACCAGGAAGAAGCCAUCGAUGUGCUCAGGAAGGAACUGAGCCGAACGGAGCAGGCGAGGAAAGAGCUGAGCAUCAAGGCCUCCUCCCUGGAAGUUCAAAAGGGCCAGCUGGAAGCCCGCCUGGAAGAGAAAGAGACGCUCGUCAAAGGACAGCAAGAGGAGCUGAACAAGCACGCUCACAUGAUCGCCAUGAUCCACAGUUUGAGCGGGGGCAAGCUGAGCCCGGAGACCGUCAACCUCACCUUGUAGGGCCGAGAGAGGCGGGGGGACGCUCGGCUCCCAAUCCGGGACCGCCGCCCGAUUCCCCACCGGACUCAUCUCUGAGGACCCGCGGAAGGAGAAGCAAGAGAUCCGGCUAGACGUGGGGGAAUCCGGAGAGCGGCCCGCCCAGACGAGAAACCGUGGGACUUGGAAUGAAUUCCUUCAUUUUUAACCUAUCAGGUCAGGCGCGACUCGGAACUGCCUUUAUUCCACCUGCAGACUUUGCAGACGAGAAACCGUGGGACUUGGAAUGAAUUCCUUCAUUUUUAACCUAUCGGGUCAGGCGCGACUCGGAACUGCCUUUAUUCCAGCUGCAGACUUCGCAUUCGUCCGAGAGGCCAGAAACUUGUGAAUUUGACAUCGGGGUGGUGAUGUUAAGGCAACUCGGAGCCAGGCUAGGAAUCUGUGUCCUAAGACUCCCUGCGACCGUUUCCACUGUUGUCGUAGUGCCCGUCUGACCUUUUCAGCUCACUCCAGCCCCGGUAUUUCAAACUAUUGAAGGGCCGGCCCAGCCCCUUUCCUCUAGGCUAAUCGUUCGUGGUUUCCGAUAAGAUAAAUCAUUCUCCAUCUGUACGGCGGACUUACAUAUCUAUUCGGCCACUUUGGCAACAGUUCUAGACUUUUUUAAAAAAAAAAAAAAAGAAUUGAGGAUACCGGACUUUUGAGUGUUGGAAAACUUUUGAGGCGCGGUGUUCACGAGACACGUACACAUUAUCCAAAAUUUCCCCAGCGUGCUGUUAGUAGGCGAGUCCCAUUUUGACUGGAAAUUCUAGUCAGAAUGUACCGGCUCCCUGACAGCUGGGGCGGGGAAGGUCCUUUGGAAAAAUGGCCCGGUCGUCGAUAUUUUGGACUGCCCGGGAUCCCGACGACUAGCGUAUGUGGCGUUAUUUGUGCGCUGUCCAAGUUAGCGCAUUAAGAUGGCAGCUGAGAAACUCAACUGCAGCUAAGGCAGCAGGUAUGUAAAAGUAACCUUGCCCUCUGAAACGUAAACCAAAUCAAGCGCGUUUGCGCUUGAUCGGACUUCAGCCAAGCGACGGCUAUGUUAGGCUUUCCGAAAUCUGUAUUUGCAUCAAGUUCUCUGGACCCCUCAGAACUGCUGACAGUUUUUAGACGAUAUUAACCGCCUUAGGAAACCUUUUUUUAAUUGCUACAUUUUUCCACAGAUGUACAGCUAUCGAUGCUCUUCCUGGCGAAACUAAGACAAGGUUUCCAUCUAAAUAAAAUGCCCGUUUUAUGAGUUGAGAA